AUGUCUUCACGACCGCUUCAUCCAGAUGAAUAUGAACUCCUCAACCGUCCGUCCCUCGAGUCUCGAGAUAGCUUUGACCUGGACGCUGCCGAUUUCGAAUCUCCUCAUCCUACAUCCAGCCACAGCUAUCCACUCCAAGCCGCUUCUCUGAUAUCCCGAUUACGUUCUCUCCUCCCAUUCUUCACCGGACAACAGCAUCCCCCUCGAGGUCGCCGACCAGGCCAAACUUCCUGGAAGAAAAGCAAGCAUUCUACGUUUCGCCGUCGUCUUACCUUACGCCGGCUCUGUUUUAUUUGUUUCGCGUCCUGCGGAAUAAUAUCCGCCCUCGCGCUCCUCACGUUUAUCAUCCGCCCUUCCUAUACACAUCCUCCCGUCCAUUACAAUUCCCUCCGACAUACCGUAUUGAAUUCACAGUCCCCAGGCAGGGGGAACCCGCGAAACGAAAAGGUGUUCGUUGCCGCCAGCUUAUACGAUAGAGAUGGCGCGCUUGCACGGGGGAGAUGGGGAGAAAAUAUUCUUGAACUUAUCAGCUUAUUGGGGGAUGAUAACGUAUUCUUAAGCAUAUAUGAGAGCAACAGUGGAUUGGAGGGCGAAACCGCACUCAGGGAGUUUGAAGACAAAAUCAAAUGCAAGCGGUCAAUCGUCUACGAGGAGCGCAUGGAUGUAAAUUCAGUGUCUCAUAUCACAUUACCAGACGGCUCGGAGCGCAUAAAACGGAUAGCCUAUCUAGCUGAGGCGCGAAACCGAGCACUCCGGCCCCUCGAUGAUCCGGCUAGCGAUCGGUUCGAUAAACUCCUAUACCUCAAUGAUGUUGUCUUCGAUCCCAUUGACGCCCUCCAGCUCCUCUUCUCUACAAACAUGGACAAAAGCGGCACCGCACAGUACCGUGCCGCCUGCGCUGUUGAUUUCAUCAACCCGUUUAAAUUUUAUGAUACCUUUGCCACGAGGGACCUGGAGGGUUUCUCGAUGGGAGUUCCUUUCUACCCGUGGUUCUCUAAUGCAGGGAAGGCUGAGAGCCGGCACGAUGUGCUUGAUCAAAAGGACGCCGUCCGUGUGAGGAGUUGCUGGGGGGGAAUGGUCGCAUUUGAUGCAAGGUUUUUCCAGCAGGGGAAAACCGAACAACCCGGGCAACGUAAAGCGCAGGGACGGAGGGAUGAUGACCCAGUGCCUCGCGCGUCUUCGGUAGCCAGGUUCCGCGCAGAGUCGGACCUCUACUGGGAUGCUUCAGAAUGCUGCCUGAUCCACGCAGAUAUCCAAAAACCACCUUAUGAAUCCAAUAACGAACCAGUCGUCGAUACAGGCAUAUACAUGAAUCCUUACGUUCGAGUUGCAUACGACACACAAACUUUGGCAUGGCUUGGUGUCACUCGAAGAUUUGAAAGGCUCUAUUCCUUGGCCCAUUCUAUUGUAAAUGCUGUUGCCGGUAUGCCUAGGUCCAACCCCCGCCGGACCGAAGUAGCGGGAGCAGACGUGGAGGAAAAAGUCUGGGUUCCCAACGGCGAGAAGGGGGGUUCUUACGAAGUGGUUAAACGCAAGGCUGGGACUGGAGGUUUCUGUGGUCGUCGCGGGCUGCAGGUAAUGGUGGCUAACCCUAGUAAGGGGCAAAAGAACUGGGAAUCUCUUCCUGUUCCAGCGGGCUAUUAA
This is a messenger RNA of Histoplasma capsulatum G186AR, 1644 nucleotides long. RefSeq lists its product as uncharacterized. Bases 1 to 1644 code for a protein of 547 amino acids. The transcript has a single exon. The record is from RefSeq and is a predicted model, not a curated record. NCBI's taxonomy places the organism in Eukaryota, Fungi, Ascomycota, Eurotiomycetes, Onygenales, Ajellomycetaceae.